This is a messenger RNA of Oncorhynchus nerka (sockeye salmon), 1870 nucleotides long. RefSeq names its product minichromosome maintenance complex binding protein (gene mcmbp). The record is from RefSeq and is a predicted model, not a curated record. NCBI's taxonomy places the organism in Eukaryota, Metazoa, Chordata, Actinopteri, Salmoniformes, Salmonidae. Gene Ontology annotation, molecular function: chromatin binding. The coding region runs from base 155 to 1708 and encodes 517 amino acids. The transcript has 13 exons. Gene Ontology annotation, biological process: DNA-templated DNA replication.
GUGACGCAAAGUUCCCGCCAGUGUGAACGCGGUCUGAGCUGUGCGCUGCAGGAGAGAGAGAAAGAGAAAGAGAGAAAAGUUAUUGAGGAAUAACUAUUGAUAUUCUCUGUCGUUUAUUUUAUCGGCCUUCCAAAAAAAGAUUUACUGGUAAAUAAUGCCGUCGUCUCACGAUUGGAUAAACAAGCCAUUGGGCGUUGUCGAAGCGAUGUUUGCACAGAGCAACUCUAACCCAGAAUGGGAAGCAAAAGUGUUGGAAUACUUCAAAGGGCAGCUGAAGGAAAAGGAAUCUCAUAGCUGGGUUCCUUCGCUAAAUGAUGUGCCCCUGCACUACUUGAAGCCCAACAGCCUUGUGAAAUUCCGUUGUUUGGUCCAAGACAUGUUUGAUCCAGAGUUCUACAUGGGAGUGUAUGAGACUGUGGACCCCUCAACCAAGGCCAAUGUGUUGAGAUGUGGGAAGUACAAAGAUGUCACAGAAUGUGGGGUGGAUUUGAACUCCAGAAACACUGUGACUGCAGAGAGACAGACCUUCUAUUGUGUCCCUAUUCCAGGAGAGAGCCCUUGGGCUAAAGAGAGCUAUGGCUGUUCUAGUCAGGCAAGAGUUGUCCCAUCCACCUCCUAUGUCCCAAGCAGACAGAAGCGCAGUUACGAAGAGGACGAUGACAUGGACACACAACCCCAGAAGCAGAGAGAACCACACACAGAGCCCCAUGGCAAUGGAGACUCCAAGCGGCAGGAGACCGAAGCCCCCUCCAGCCAGACAACUGCCCCCUCAGACUGUUCCUCCCAUCUGGACCUCAACUUUCCCCUGCCGGGGGAGAGGGGCCCAGCCUGUCUAGUGAAGGUCUAUGAGGGGUUGGACAGCUUCAAACUGAACGACACACUGGAGAUCUACGGGAUUCUCUCCGUCAACCCAGUCCUGACUGUGCUGGGCGAAGAAAAAGACCCCUCGUUGUUGCUGCUAAACCCCACCGAGUGUAUGGAGACUCCAGAGGAACAGAGAGCUCAUGACCCCCCUGCUUCACUGGUGCCCCGUCUCCACAUGCUGUACGCCCGCCCCCUGCAACACAACAACCCUCUUCUGCCCUCUGCUCCCACAGAGGACCAAAGCGCCUUUGUAUCCUCAUUCCUGGUUGAGAUGGCAUCGGUGAGGACAGAGCUGCUCGCUUACCUCACCCAUGUUCUUCUGGGAGACGGACUGGCUGCCGAGUACCUCUUACUGCACCUCAUCUCUAACGUGUAUACCAGGCGGGAUGUCCUGCCUUUGGGUAAAUUCACCCUGAAUCUGAGUGGCUGCCCGCUCAACUCCUACACAGAGCGACUCUAUCAGAUCGUCCAACAGCUGGUGCCUUGUUCAUACCGUCUCAGUAUGAGCCUCCACACAAUGAACAGCAUGCGUCUGGUGCCUAAGAAGGACUAUGUGGCCAACCGGCUGGUGAGUGGAGCCUUGCAGCUGGCCAGGAACACCUCCCUGUUCCUUGAUGAGACACAGCUGGAGCAGGGUCAACUGGACAGCUCAGGUGUGCGGAACAUCACUGCCCUGGGGAACCUGAUCUCUUGGCAGAAGGUUGAUUAUGACUUCAGCUACCACCAGAUGGAAUUCCCCUGCAAUAUUAACGUGCUCGUCACAUCAGAGGGCCGAUCGCUGCUGCCGGUGAGUACAAAAAAAAGAGGGUCUGAGGAGGCAAGGCCCACACACCAGAGGGCGUAAGAGGGGCGCGUGUGUGUGUGUGUCCACGUGCGUGCAGGGGUUAGGUUUCAGCCAGGAUGUCAGGAGACUGACACGUGUCAAAUGCCAUGGGGUUGUUUCCAACCAGCGCCAUCAUGCUGCCCCCUUCUCGCUGCCCAUUGGUCUCCCCCCAGCCCCCUAGCA